Paramisgurnus dabryanus is the source of this 954-nucleotide messenger RNA. RefSeq names its product proteasome 20S subunit beta 4 (gene psmb4). Gene Ontology annotation, cellular component: cytoplasm; proteasome core complex. Lineage: Eukaryota; Metazoa; Chordata; Actinopteri; Cypriniformes; Cobitidae. The record is from RefSeq and is a predicted model, not a curated record.
AGCCCCGCGAGUGUCGUCACUUCCGUCAAUUGUGAACAUGGAGUCGAACGGAUUGAAGCUGAAUUUUUGGGAGAAUGGACCGAGCCCCGGUCAGUUUUAUUCAUUCCCAGGUAGCAGCAGCAGUACGGCACCCGGAUGUGGACCCAUUAAACACACACUCAAUCCCAUGGUAACAGGCACAUCAGUGCUUGGUGUGAAGUUUACUGGUGGUGUAAUCAUUGCCGCUGACAUGCUUGGCUCUUAUGGUUCCCUGGCACGUUUCCGCAACAUCUCCCGUUUGAUGAAAGUCAACAACAACACCAUACUAGGAGCCUCAGGAGACUAUGCUGACUACCAGUACCUUAAACAGAUUAUUGAGCAGAUGGUGAUUGACGAAGAGCUUCUUGGAGAUGGACACACUUACACUCCCAAAGCAAUUCACUCUUGGCUCACACGAGUCAUGUACAACCGUCGGAGUAAGAUGAACCCGUUGUGGAACACAGUGGUCAUUGGUGGAUUUAACAAUGGCGAGGGUUUUCUCGGUUAUGUGGACAAGUUGGGAGUUGCAUAUGAAGCCCCAUCAAUAGCAACAGGAUUUGGUGCCUAUUUGGCUCAGCCUUUAAUGAGGGAGGUAUUGGAGAACAAGGUAGAAAUUACUAAAGAUGAGGCACGAUCACUGAUAGAGCGAUGCCUUAAAGUUCUGUACUACCGGGAUGCUCGUUCUUACAACAGGCAUGAGAUUGCCAUUGUGACAGCUGAAGGCGUUGAGAUUAUCGGACCACUGUCAUCAGAAACAAACUGGGACAUUGCUCACCUGAUUAGUGGUUUUGAAUGAGCCAUUGAGUCUGCUGACCAUGUUUUGCCACAUCAUCUAAACACAUGCUCUUAGCACCACCCGAUCAUUAUAAUAUUGUCAUAAAUACAGUUAGAUUUGUUUUUCUCUCUUGUUAUACAUAAAUAAAUUUCAUAAACUUG